Messenger RNA from Penicillium salamii, 1233 nucleotides. NCBI's taxonomy places the organism in Eukaryota, Fungi, Ascomycota, Eurotiomycetes, Eurotiales, Aspergillaceae. The record is from the annotation of a GenBank genome assembly.
AUGAAGCUCGACGCCAAGGCUAUUCGCUACCUCACCUCUGAGGAUUUCCGUGUUCUUGCCGGGGUUGAAGCCGGAAGCCGGAACCAUGAGGUCGUCCCAACGCCGUUGAUCUCGAACCUUUCGGGCCUCCGCGGUGGCAGUGGAGUGAACCGCGCAAUCUCCAACCUGGCGAAGAUCAAUUUGAUUGCUAAGGUCAAGAAUGCCAAAUAUGACGGCUAUCGACUUGCAUAUGGAGGACUGGAUUAUCUUGCGCUCAACGCGCAUCAGAAAGCAAAGGUCAUCUACUCGGUUGGCAACCAGAUCGGUGUCGGCAAGGAAUCAGAUAUUAUCGUGGUAGCACACAGCAGUGGAUCGCAGCGCAUCAUGAAGAUUCACCGUCUCGGUCGUAUCUCUUUCCGAACCAUCAAAACCAACCGCGAUUACCUACGACACCGCAGCUCAGCUUCUUGGAUGUACAUGUCACGAUUGGCAGCCAUGAAAGAGUUUGCCUUUAUGAAGGCACUGCGUGAGAACGGAUUCUCCGUUCCCGAACCCAUCGCCCAGAACCGACACACCAUCGUGAUGGGUUUAAUCGAUGCUUUCCCUCUACGCCAGAUCGCCAAGGUUGCUGAUCCCGCCAAGCUCUAUUCAGAACUUAUGAAUAUGAUCUUGGAGCUUGCGCGAUUUGGUCUGAUUCACGGUGACUUCAACGAGUUCAACAUCCUUAUCAAAGAAGAAGAAGAUCCCGAUGCGAAGGGAAAAGCUCCAGUCUCUGAGGAAGAGGAAGAUGAGAACCUUUUGUUGACUCCUGUUCUCAUUGAUUUCCCCCAGAUGGUUUCUGUUGACCACGCUAAUGCUGAAAUGUACUUUGACCGCGAUGUCGAAUGUAUCAAGCGAUACUUCAGACGCAAGUUCAAGUUCGUGAGUGAUAAGAAGGGACCCACAUUCGCCGAAGCUAGAAAGUUGCUCAUCAAGAACCCUGGCAAACGCCUGGACGUUGAGGUCGAAGCGUCAGGGUUCUCACGCAAGAUGGCUAAGGAGCUAGAGGCUUAUAUGCAAGAAGUUGGGGCUACUGGAGAUGGCGAAGGCUCCAAGAACACUGACGACGAGAACGAGGAUGAUGAUGAGGAGGAAGAAUCUGGAUCUGAAGAAGAAGACCACAGUGACGCCGAUGAGAACCAGACUUCUGAAGAUUUCGAUGAAAGCACCAAGCGACUAGAAGAACUUCGAGUCUCAGAAUCAUCGGCACAAUGA